Messenger RNA from Lolium perenne, 1754 nucleotides. Its product is annotated as probable trehalose-phosphate phosphatase 4. Lineage: Eukaryota; Viridiplantae; Streptophyta; Magnoliopsida; Poales; Poaceae. Gene Ontology annotation, biological process: trehalose biosynthetic process. Gene Ontology annotation, molecular function: trehalose-phosphatase activity. The record is from RefSeq and is a predicted model, not a curated record.
CUUAACCUCUCUGUCUCUCACACAAGCACGCACGCACGCACAAGCUGCGACCUGUGCGCCGUCUCGCCGGAGCUUGCCGUUCGAACCGUCGUACGUUGCACGAGCCGGCCAUCCGGGUUUGCUUGUGCGCUCCUGUGACAUGACGACGAGCCAGGACGUGGUCGUUUCGGAGAUGGGCAUUGGGGCGGGCGGGGCGGCGAUGCCUGGCUCCGGCGCCACGGGCCUCUUCGCGUGCCGGAGCGCCGCCAGCGCAGCCGGAGCCAUGUCCAUGCGGCAGACGUACCUCGACCUUGCUGCCGCCGCGGCGCGCUCCGCGAGCUGCACCUGGGUCGACGCCAUGCGCGCCUCCUCGCCCACCCGCUCCCGCGCCGGCGCCGCCGCCGCCGCCUCCGACGUCGACGAGCUCACGGCCUGGAUGAGGAAGCACCCGUCGGCGCUGGGCAAGUUCGAGCAAAUCGCAGCCGCGUCCAAGGGGAAGAAGAUCGUCAUGUUCCUGGACUACGACGGCACCCUCGCGCCCAUCGUCGCCAACCCCGACGCCGCCUACAUGAGCGACGCGAUGAGGGCUGCGGUGCGCGACGUCGCGAAGCACUUCCCGACGGCGAUCGUCAGCGGGCGGUGCCGCGACAAGGUGUACAACUUCGUCGGCCUCUCCGAGCUCUACUACGCCGGCAGCCACGGCAUGGACAUCAAGGGACCGAGCUCCAAUCCCGAGUCUGUCCUAUGCCAACCUGCAAGCGAGUUCCUCCCCGUGAUCGAUGAGGUGUACAAGCUGCUGGUGGAAAAGACCAAGUCCACACCUGGAGCCAAUGUGGAGAACAACAAGUUCUGCCUGUCCGUCCAUUUCAGAUGUGUUGAUGAAAAGAGAUGGAACUUCCUGGCGGAGCAGGUCAAGGCCGUGAUCAAGGACUAUCCCAUGCUGAAGCUCACGCAAGGGAGGAAGGUCUUCGAGCUGAGGCCGAGCAUCAUGUGGGACAAGGGCAAGGCCCUGGAGUUCCUGCUGGAGUCGUUGGGCUUCGCCAACUCCAGCGACGUCCUGCCGGUGUACAUCGGCGACGACCGCACGGACGAGGACGCCUUCAAGGUGCUGAGGAAGAGGGGCCAGGGCGUGGGGAUCCUGGUGACUAAGUCCGCCAAGGAGACCAGCGCCUCCUACUCCCUCCAGGACCCCGGCGAGGUCAUGGAGUUCCUGCUCCGGCUCGUCGAGUGGAGCCGAAUCAGGUCGUCGUCGCCGGCCAUGAUCCGGCCGCGAGUGUAACGUGCUAGCCAGUAGAGAUCGAUCUAGGACGCGAUGGACACCGGUCAAUCGGUCGAUCCCAAACAUCGGUGUCCAAUCCAAUCAUGCAAACAUACCCCACCGUGCACCUACAUUUUUCUCUCUGAUGAUUUCUGUGGUGGUCACCGAGAGAGGACGACGAGCUAGCUGGGGGAGCUCCAGCACGCACUGUGGGAGCUGCGGCAAGCAAGCGUGCGCGCACAGCUACUUCCCCGGCACUACUACUACUAGUAGAUCCACCACUACUGCUACCCUUGUUGUUUUUGGUCCCAUGGGCUUGGAAGGCAUAUGCAAAGCUACCUGCCACUCCUAGACCCUCACCGAGAAAGAAGCUUCUUCUUGGCUCUAUUAUUUCUGCCCCAGUGUAUGUAACUAGUUAGCUAGGAUCCACUCAGUUCGUCAUCAUGCUUGUUCAGUGCCUACCUAUCCCUGUAAAAUGUACUAGUAACGAAAAUUAAUAGUCAUCUAUCAUUUCGUA